Molecule: messenger RNA, 4320 nt
Organism: Haliotis rufescens (red abalone)
Lineage: Eukaryota; Metazoa; Mollusca; Gastropoda; Lepetellida; Haliotidae
Product: probable cyclin-dependent serine/threonine-protein kinase DDB_G0292550
Exons: 3
Coding region: 1-4320 (1439 amino acids)
Source: RefSeq, a predicted model, not a curated record
AUGGCAUUGUCACGUAGCGUUCAGGCAGAAAGUAUCGCGGGUGAUGAUGCAGUUGCUACAUGCAGGGAACUCAACAACCAGUAUACCACAUACGGCAACCAGUGCACAACGACACUCAACAACCAGUGUACCACACACGUCAACCAGUGCAGGGAACUCAACAACCAGUGUACCACACACGUCAACCAGUGCAGGGCACUCAACAACCAGUAUACCACACACGUCAACCAGUGCAGGGCACUCAACAACCAGUAUACCACACACGUCAACCAGUGCAGGGCACUCAACAAUCAGUAUACCACACACGUCAACCAGUGCAGGGCACUCAACAAUCAGUAUACCACACACGUCAACCAGUGCAGGGCACUCAACAACCAGUAUACCACACACGUCAACCAGUGCAGGGCACUCAACAACCAGUAUACCACACACGUCAACCAGUGCAGGGCACUCAACAACCAGUAUACCACACACGUCAACCAGUGCAGGGCACUCAACAACCAGUAUACCACACACGUCAACCAGUGCAGGGCACUCAACAACCAGUAUACCACACACGUCAGCCAGUGCAGGGCACUCAACAAUCAGUAUACCACACACGUCAACCAGUGCAGGGCACUCAACAACCAGUAUACCACACACGUCAACCAGUGCAGGGCACUCAACAACCAGUAUACCACACACGUCAACCAGUGCACAACGACACUCAACAACCAGUGUACCACACACGUCAGCCAGUGCAGGGCACUCAACAACCAGUGUACCACACACGUCAACCAGUGCACAACGACACUCAACAACCAGUGUACCACACACGUCAACCAGUGCAGGGCACUCAACAACCAGUGUACCACACACGUCAACAAGUGCACAACGACACUCAACAACCAGUAUACCACACACGUCAGCCAGUGCAGGGCACUCAACAACCAGUAUACCACACACGUCAACCAGUGCAGGGCACUCAACAACCAGUAUACCACACACGUCAGCCAGUGCAGGGAACUCAACAACCAGUGUACCACACACGUCAACCAGUGCAGGGCACUCAACAACCAGUGUACCACACACGUCAACCAGUGCAGGGCACUCAACAAUCAGUAUACCACACACGUCAACCAGUGCAGGGCACUCAACAACCAGUAUACCACACACGUCAGCCAGUGCAGGGCACUCAACAACCAGUGUACCACACACGUCAGCCAGUGCAGGGCACUCAACAACCAGUAUACCACACACGUCAACCAGUGCAGGGCACUCAACAACCAGUGUACCACACACGUCAACCAGUGCAGGGCACUCAACAAUCAGUAUACCACACACGUCAACCAGUGCAGGGCACUCAACAACCAGUAUACCACACACGUCAGCCAGUGCAGGGCACUCAACAACCAGUGUACCACACACGUCAGCCAGUGCACAACGACACUCAACAACCAGUAUACCACACACGUCAGCCAGUGCAGGGCACUCAACAACCAGUGUACCACACACGUCAGCCAGUGCAGGGCACUCAACAACCAGUGUACCACACACGUCAGCCAGUGCAGGGCACUCAACAACCAGUAUACCACACACGUCAGCCAGUGCAGGGCACUCAACAACCAGUGUACCACACACGUCAACCAGUGCAGGGCACUCAACAACCAGUGUACCACACACGUCAACCAGUGCAGGGCACUCAACAACCAGUAUACCACACACGUCAGCCAGUGCAGGGCACUCAACAACCAGUGUACCACACACGUCAGCCAGUGCAGGGCACUCAACAACCAGUGUACCACACACGGCAACCAGUGCAGGGCACUCAACAACCAGUGUACCACACACGGCAACCAGUGCAGGGCACUCAACAACCAGUAUACCACACACGUCAACCAGUGCACAACGACACUCAACAACCAGUAUACCACACACGUCAACCAGUGCAGGGCACUCAACAACCAGUAUACCACACACGUCAACCAGUGCACAACGACACUCAACAACCAGUGUACCACACACGUCAACCAGUGCACAACGACACUCAACAACCAGUAUACCACACACGUCAACCAGUGCAGGGCACUCAACAACCAGUAUACCACACACGUCAACCAGUGCAGGGCACUCAACAACCAGUAUACCACACACGUCAGCCAGUGCAGGGCACUCAACAACCAGUGUACCACACACGUCAGCCAGUGCAGGGCACUCAACAACCAGUAUACCACACACGUCAACCAGUGCAGGGCACUCAACAACCAGUGUACCACACACGUCAACCAGUGCAGGGCACUCAACAAUCAGUAUACCACACACGUCAACCAGUGCAGGGCACUCAACAACCAGUAUACCACACACGUCAGCCAGUGCAGGGCACUCAACAACCAGUGUACCACACACGUCAGCCAGUGCAGGGCACUCAACAACCAGUAUACCACACACGUCAGCCAGUGCAGGGCACUCAACAACCAGUGUACCACACACGUCAGCCAGUGCAGGGCACUCAACAACCAGUGUACCACACACGUCAGCCAGUGCAGGGCACUCAACAACCAGUAUACCACACACGUCAGCCAGUGCAGGGCACUCAACAACCAGUGUACCACACACGUCAACCAGUGCAGGGCACUCAACAACCAGUGUACCACACACGUCAACCAGUGCAGGGCACUCAACAACCAGUAUACCACACACGUCAGCCAGUGCAGGGCACUCAACAACCAGUGUACCACACACGUCAGCCAGUGCAGGGCACUCAACAACCAGUGUACCACACACGGCAACCAGUGCAGGGCACUCAACAACCAGUGUACCACACACGGCAACCAGUGCAGGGCACUCAACAACCAGUAUACCACACACGUCAACCAGUGCACAACGACACUCAACAACCAGUAUACCACACACGUCAACCAGUGCAGGGCACUCAACAACCAGUAUACCACACACGUCAACCAGUGCACAACGACACUCAACAACCAGUGUACCACACACGUCAACCAGUGCACAACGACACUCAACAACCAGUAUACCACACACGUCAACCAGUGCAGGGCACUCAACAACCAGUAUACCACACACGUCAACCAGUGCAGGGCACUCAACAACCAGUAUACCACACACGUCAGCCAGUGCACAACGACACUCAACAACCAGUAUACCACACACGUCAACCAGUGCAGGGCACUCAACAACCAGUAUACCACACACGUCAACCAGUGCAGGGCACUCAACAACCAGUGUACCACACACGUCAACCAGUGCAGGGCACUCAACAACCAGUGUACCACACACGUCAACCAGUGCAGGGCACUCAACAACCAGUGUACCACACACGGCAACCAGUGCAGGGCACUCAACAACCAGUAUACCACACACGUCAACCAGUGCAGGGCACUCAACAACCAGUAUACCACACACGUCAACCAGUGCAGGGCACUCAACAACCAGUAUACCACACACGUCAACCAGUGCAGGGCACUCAACAACCAGUAUACCACACACGUCAACCAGUGCAGGGCACUCAACAACCAGUGUACCACACACGUCAACCAGUGCAGGGCACUCAACAACCAGUGUACCACACACGUCAACCAGUGCAGGGCACUCAACAACCAGUGUACCACACACGUCAACCAGUGCAGGGCACUCAACAACCAGUGUACCACACACGUCAACCAGUGCAGGGCACUCAACAACCAGUAUACCACACACGUCAACCAGUGCAGGGCACUCAACAACCAGGCACUCAACAAGCAGUAUACCACACACGUCAACAAGUGCACAACGACACCCAAAAGCCAGUAUACCACACACGGCAACCAGUGGACAACAAUACUCAACAACCAGUAUACCACACACGGCAACCAGUGGACAACAAUACUCAACAACCAGUAUACCAAUCACGCCAACCAGUGCACAACAAUACUCAACAACCAGUAUACCAAACAAGUCAACCAGUGCACAGCGACACUCAACAACCAGUAUACCAAUGACGCCAACCAGUGCACAACAAUACUCAACAACCAGUAUACCAAUCACGUCAACCAGGGCACAACAAUACUCAACAACCAGUAUACAAAUCACGCCAACCAGUGCACAACAAUACUCAACAACCAGUAUACCACACACGGCAACCAGUGCACAACAAUACUCAACAACCAGUAUACCACACACGGCAACCAGUGCACAACAAUACUCAACAACCAGUAUACCAAUCACGCCAACCAGUACACAGUGACACUAACAACCAGUAUACCAAUCAAGCCAACCAGUGCACAACAAUACUCAACAACCAGUAUACCAAUCACGUCAACCAGUGCACAACAAUACUAA